Molecule: messenger RNA, 594 nt
Organism: Penicillium brevicompactum
Lineage: Eukaryota; Fungi; Ascomycota; Eurotiomycetes; Eurotiales; Aspergillaceae
Exons: 1
Coding region: 1-594 (197 amino acids)
Source: RefSeq, a predicted model, not a curated record
AUGCAAACAACCCAAGGCGCACCGCGCCCCUCGCGGCUCAACAAAUGGUGGCCCAUCGGAUUCUUUAUUGGCGCCGUGGUCUGCUUCAUCAUCGGCGGUGCUCUCGUAGGCACAUGGGUAUCCAACUCCUACGAUGACUGCUCCUAUAGCAGCUCAUACUACAGCUCCUAUUACUCCGAUUACUCCUGCGUCAGCACCAACAUGGGCCAAUUCUAUGGUGCUAUUGCUUUGUUUGUGAUCGGUGGUAUCCUCAAGCUCACCGCUUGGAUCCUACUCAUCGUCUUCUGCGUCAAGCGCAGCCGAUCUGAUCGCCAUACCGUCACAUACGUCAACACUCCUGCUGUUCAGCAACAGCAGCCCUUCCAACAAACCUACGCUGCGCCACAGCCUAUGUACGCUCCACCACACCAGGUUUCUCAGUCCUCUGGCUCCCCAGCACCGCCUGAUAUGAGCCAGUCUGAAAGGAACCCAUCUAUCGCUGGAACCCCUCCUCCCAAAGAGCCCAACGUUACAGAAACAGCUUCCAAGUACUGUGGCCAGUGUGGGACCGCUGUCUCAAGUCGCUUCUGUCCUCAAUGUGGCUCUCAGAGCUGA